Messenger RNA from Effrenium voratum, 2559 nucleotides. NCBI's taxonomy places the organism in Eukaryota, Dinophyceae, Suessiales, Symbiodiniaceae. The record is from the annotation of a GenBank genome assembly.
CAGAGGUUUGGCAGCCGAACCCGUCAUGGCAUGUUGCGCGUUCUUGUGAUCCCAUGGGCGCAAGCCAUCGAGACUGCCCUUUGGCCCGGGCAUGCCUGUGCUUUCCCAGCGCUGGAGGAUGAGGCUAGGACGGAGGUGCUGCAGGCCUAUGUGGCAAAGACGGAGGACGCCUCUCACUGCCACUCACUCUGCGAGAGUCAAGGCUGCAAAUCCUUCAUGCGUCGCAAGACCUCCGGAGAAUGCUGGCUGUACCAGCGACGCUGCGCGCCAAUCCCCCGGGGCGAGUUCGAUAGCGGGCGUGAAGUGGGAGACCUGAGCGAGGCGCAGCGGCCCUUCUACCGCAAUGGAUCAGAGCUGCUGCUGGAGGACACGCAGAAGAUCCGCAUUGAUGACGUGGCCUUUGGGUAUGAAGUGCUAUCAAACCACAUGGGCCUGGCAUCAAGACUCUUCGGCGUGCGGGCAUCACAGGACCCCAUGACUCUGCUGCAGCUGCAGGAGCAUCUCUGGGAGCUCAAGCCAGACCUGGUUGUGGAGAUUGGAACAGAGUGCGGCGGCUUAGCCAGUAUCAUGGCUGAGCUGCAGCUGCUUUCGGGCGAGCUGCGCUGGGUAUGCGUGCAGGGUCAUAUCCUGACGGUUGACAUUGCGCCACAGGGGUACGCACCUUGGGCGCAUGCAGACUGUGCAGAGCGACGAGGAGACUCGAGGUUGUGGCACAAGCACCUGGCCACCGGUGCUCUGCGUCCUGUGCUGCGCAGCCAACGAUGGGGAUGUCCUUGCAGGCCUGCGGAGUGUGACUGCGUGGCAAAUGACGGGGAGCUGCAGCAACUAGUGGCCGACUACGCAGCGGCAGCCAGCCGAGUCUUGGUCAUAGACGACUCCAGCCAUUUCAAGGAAGAUGUGAUCCAGAAUUUCGAGCUUUUAGCACCUUUUGUUACAAGCGGCAGUCUCUACGUGGUGUUUGACACUCGCCUUGAUCGUCUUUGUGAGGCUGUGAAGCGGCUGGGCUACCCCCUUGCCAAUGGCUUCAACCCUGGCGAGCAGGUGAGGUGCGACUACUACAUAGACAAUGGUCCCGCCUCUGCUGUCGCAGCACUUUUCCGAAGUCCACAAGACAGGUUCUUCAUCGACCGCUCGGCUGAGCACUUGAUCCUGGGAUCGAAUCCUGGUGGAUGGCUGCGCGCAAAAGGAGACCUGAGCUGGCGACUGUUCCAGACCAACACCUUUUCCACUGGGAGAAAGCUGACGCAAGCGGACUCCCUGGCGUUCCUUCAGGCCUUGCGACGCUUCGACCGAGAGGUCGCAGCAGUGCUGGACACCUUGUUGCAGCGUAGGGACCCUGGGCCCGAACGCUCCGCGCUGGCGAAGGAUGCUCUUUUCGCCACGAGUGACUUCUCCGGGGAGCUGCUUCGGCGCCUGGCGCUGCGCAGCUCCGGGAAUCUGCUCUCAUCCUGGGAGCGGGAAUGGUGCCUCCUGACACACAACUUCCUGGCGUUUUUUGCCUCACGCACUGAUCUGGCGGUGAGGAAAUGCCUGCUCUUGACUUCCAUCCAGGACGUCAAGCACGAGGGCCGCAAUUUGCGGGUCUCCCUGGAGCAGGGUGGAGAGGAGGUUCUGCGCAUGCCGGAGAAGUCCCAGAGUGCAGAUGGUUGGGCGGAUGAGAUCAGGCGCCGCUCGGAGAAGCUCCGCGCCGCGGGGCAGGGGAUGAUGCCCUGUCUGAGCCUUGCAGAAGCCUCGAGCUGGAUGCAGGAGGCGCUGGCGGAGCUCGCGGGCGUCUCUGAGGAGCGACACCAGAAGGUGGAGGAGGAGAUGCGGCGGAAGCGCUGCCAGGCCUUUGCCGUGAUUUUCCGCGCGACGCUCUCGGGCCGGAUACGCGUAGUGCAACGGGAAGCAUUUGCAGAAUUGGCGCUACAUGCGAGGAUUCAGGCGCUCUGCCGCGGGCAGCGCAUGGCGGCAGCCAAUCGCUUGGUGCGUGCAGUGGGGCAGCCCUUCUGGCGCCAGCGCGAAAGGAGCCUGGCUGCCUGGCGGGCUCAUGGACAGGCAAAGACAUUGGCGGCAGCCAAGGGUUUGCGGCGUGCGCUGGUGUUGCUCUCCAAGCUGCUGAGAGCCCGCGAGGCGGACGCCAUGCGCCAGGCCUUGGUGCAGCUGAGCCGGCUCUGCCAUUCUGUGCGCCAGGAGCAGAAAGCGCUUCGCCAUUUCGAAGCGGACGAGUUCUACAAAGGCCUGUGGCAGCUGGACGAUCCCUCGCGCCGCCGCGCCGCUGUUCGGCUCCUGCGCCUGGCUUUGUCCAAGAGCAGCCGGCGGCGCCUCAGCGGCGCGGUGCGGCUCUGGAGCCGCGGCGCCGGCGAGCGGCUGGGGGCGGACGUGGAGUCGUCGCUGCGCCAGGCGCAGAGCGUCAACGCAGAGCUGGCACAGAACAAUCGCGAAGUGGAGGUGGAAGGUCUGGUGAGUUGCUUUGUGCACAGCCUGGGCGGCGCGGUGCAGCGGCGCCAGCUCUGGGCGCUGCGGAACUGGGGCCACUCAGCUCCAGGGGGUGAGGUGGGAGGGGGGGUGGGGGGGUAG